AUGGUAGCGAUACAUGCGCUGAAGGCUUUAGCCUUGAUGGUCAUCACCCUCCCCUUCGUCAUCCAAGCAGUACCAGCCAUCCCCAUCGGCAAGAGCAAGGAAGUCGAGUCGGAAACCCGCAUCCCCGCCACAGACUAUCUCCUCGAGCCUUCUAUCCCCAGAACAGAUGGUAUCAACCAGAUCAUUGAUGUCAUGAAGAAAGACAAGGAGGAGAAGCCUUCAGUUUCUCGAGAGGCAAUCAUAGCUUCCAACCUCAACUACUUCCCAUGGGGCCGAGUCGACCUCAACAGCGAAGAAUACCACCUUCUGGACGAUGAUGACGAGUCGAGGGACAGCGAAACCAAGUCUGGAGAUAAAUCCAAGCGUAGUAUUGACGACGGUGUUAUGGUGGAUGAAACAGCGUCCAAUGGUGCAUACGAAACUGUCCACCACAAGAUUUUAGACACGAACGAGACGACUAUUGCCAACGAGCCUCGAUAUAACAGGAUGGAACUGUAUACUCAACGUCCUACACUUCUUCGCGAGGACAAGACACACAAAGAUGUACCUCAAACAGAGAAGGCUGGGUCGAAACAAGAUUAG
Messenger RNA from Fusarium venenatum, 582 nucleotides. RefSeq lists its product as uncharacterized. The record is from RefSeq and is a predicted model, not a curated record. NCBI's taxonomy places the organism in Eukaryota, Fungi, Ascomycota, Sordariomycetes, Hypocreales, Nectriaceae.